Molecule: messenger RNA, 2106 nt
Organism: Blumeria graminis f. sp. triticale
Lineage: Eukaryota; Fungi; Ascomycota; Leotiomycetes; Helotiales; Erysiphaceae
Source: the annotation of a GenBank genome assembly
AUGGAUGAACUUUUUGACUUGUUUCAUACCAUCUCAGCCGACAUCAUGAUAACAGAAAAUCUCAUUUUAUUUGACCAACUUGUUAAUGACAUUCUUAAUAAUAAAAAUAAGGAGAAUAUCUUGUCAUUGGCCAUUGAUCUAGGAACGAAGUUUCUAUUACAGUCAACAGUAGAACCAAAGAAUAGUUUGAUAACUAUCCGUAGAAAUCAUAUGGAGGGGUCCAAUAUUGACAUAACGGCCCAGAACUUGGAAAUGUAUUUGCAGAAAAACCUACAAGAUAACGUAUUCUGCGAUAUCCCAAACUUCUGGGACUGUUUCUUUGAAGAAAAGGAUUGGACCGAUCAGGCUUCUCGUAUAUGGGAAAGCUAUGAAAAGUAUGAGAUUGCUGAGAAGAAUAAAAGAUCGAAGGAGCUAAAAGGAAAAAAAACCGCAAAAGGUGUCGAGGAACAGAAAUGUCUCCAUAGAGACAAGGAAGAGAAAAUCCUUGAAGAAGGCAUGACUGAAAGUGAGAUAUGGGACUGGCUCACCUUCUUUGAGGAGAAUUUCCUAAGUCAGCUCAAAGGUCGCACAACAAGAUCAACAAAACACCCCAUAGUCAUCGAAGAUAAGGGCUCCCUUCUGCGAGGGCGAUAUUGUCGCACAAAUAGGACGCAACGUGCUCAGGAGUCUACGGGUACUACUCAGAUUGAUUUUCUGAUUAAAAGUAUUGACUUUCAGAAUGAUGAUGCAAAUUGGGAAAACGUGAAUGUGGUGGGUGGGCUCACAAGAUCACCCAGUGAAGCUAUAAGAAAGGAAAAAUUUCUACAGCUAUCGAGAUAUACCCGUGAAGUAUACUACACUCAGCCCCUGCGACGGUUUAUGCACGGGUUUCUGAUGUUUAAAGAAGGAUUUGAACUCUGGAUUUUCGAUCGCUCGGGUGCUCAUAGCUCGGGCAGAAAGAGUAUAAUAGAUAGGAAGGGGAUUUUCGUGCGAGCAUUAUGCUCGUAUUUGUUGAUGAGCGAUGAGGAACUUGGUCGUGACAUGUCAGUCCUGCGAAAAAAUGGACAACCCACAGCAAGUUUCACAGGGAGUAAUGAUACGUCAGACCAAUUAGUAGAGAUCAAACCCAAUCAUGUCUUGCAACUAAGGAGCCAAAUCAAUCGAGCCACAGCCUGCUAUGAAACGAAGAACAAAUCAUCGAUGAUUGAGCCCUCGUGGAGCAAGUCUGAAGAUAAUGCUGAAGAUCAAUUUUUGAAGGACGCACUCCCAGUACCAGGUGUCGUGAAAUUUAUAACAUCACAGUUUGUACAUCAGACUAAUAGACAACUUGAAAGCUUCAAUAUUUCCUGCUCGAAGCCCUGGGAUUUGAAGGCUGAAGACAAUACUAAGUUCCGCUGCUCUAAUUACCAUGAAUCGACCCUAUCGCCCUUGAAGAGGAAUUGUUUUCUCUCCAGGACUGUAAUGACAUCAGGCGGCAGAAAAAUUGACUCGAGCGGGUCAAUCUUUGCUUUUGUAGCCGGAAUCAGAGAUGCGAUCAAGGCUCACCAGGGGCUUGUCGAUAUAAGUAUCCUACAUGGAGAUAUCUCGGCAGGGAACAUCAUCCUGAAAGAUCCAACUACAGAUGAUGAUUCCCAUGGUAUGCUGAUUGACUUUGGUUAUUCCGUGAAGAUGAAAGGAAACAUCGCUGUAGAUGAAGAACUGUUCUUAACAGGCGCCAUGAAGUUCAUGGCAAUUGAAAGAUUAAAAUACGCUGCACAUUCAAAGCCAUUGAUCCGACGAACUUAUCGUCAUGAUCUAGAAUCAUUCUUCUAUGUGUUUCUCGCAGGAUGCAUAGAGUACGAAUUUGUAACUGAGGGGAAGCCUCCAAAUCUGGAUAAUUGGUGUGAUGGUGGAAUUAAGGCUUGCUACUCGGCUAAACUUACUGAUCUUUUAGAUCUUGAAAUGCUUCUCGAUAAGUUCACGCCCAGUUUCGUGGAACUUAAGGAGCUAGUAAAGAGCUUAGCAAAAAUUCUGUUUAAAAAUGGAAAAUUUUUCGCAACACCUGAAGAUCGUGGUUCAAUGUACAGGAGAAUGAUCAUGGCUUUUGACGAAACUAUCGAAGACAUAACAGGUAAGAUAUAUUUAUGA